Messenger RNA from Caenorhabditis remanei, 1155 nucleotides. RefSeq lists its product as uncharacterized. The coding region runs from base 1 to 1155 and encodes 384 amino acids. The record is from RefSeq and is a predicted model, not a curated record. The transcript is spliced from 8 exons. NCBI's taxonomy places the organism in Eukaryota, Metazoa, Nematoda, Chromadorea, Rhabditida, Rhabditidae.
AUGGGACGUCUGAAAUUCACAGUUCGGAAUGUGUUGAUUCCUCUAUUUCUUGUCUAUUUUUUUCUUCACAUCGGGGUCACCACAUGGAAGUUAUUCCAGGUAGAUAGUACGAGGAUUGGCUAUGAGAAUCUCCGAGAUGGCCCACUUCUGCUCAAAGGUGGAAGGCCUAUGAGAAAACCUGGUGUGAUUGAAGCAGUCGGAUAUGGAAAGUUGUCGGCAAUGGGUUUUGGAGGGAAGAGGAAGAAACCAAAACAAGUUCAUCCAGUACUACAACCAAAAGACGAAGGUGUUCCAAAGUUAUCGGACAAUGUGAAAACGACCCUGAUCACCGAAGCCCAAUCCGUCCUCAACAAAACCUCCGAAUCCUCCAAUUUCAUCUACGUAGUAAUGAUCAACAAAGCUUACGAAAGAAUGACUUUAAACUGGAUAUGCAAUACAGCUCUUAUGGAGAACGUGCACAAUCGAACCCUUAUAGUCACCAUGGACCCGUCGACUUGUCUAUCUAUAAGAAGUCAAUGGGAUGAGACGAUAAAAUGUGUCUCACUGGAGAUAAAUAACUAUAAAAACGGCUAUGAUUGGGGACGGCAGCAAUAUAUAAAUAUAUUGACGUUACGAGCGAAUCUUAUGGAAUUGUUGACGGCUAAUGAUAUUCCAUAUGUGUUGAUAGAGACGGAUGCUACGUGGUUUAAGGACCCCCUCCACCUGUUCGCCAACAGAACCACCGCCGAAGAAGACUACGAUAUUAUCAUCCCAGUCAAAGGUUAUGAUGGUGGAAGCUGGGAUACCCUUGCAUUUGACCCGAUGUUAGUAGCAACUACUAACGGAUCGAAAAUGUUUAUGGAGGAGAUGAAGACACGGUUGAAUUCGGAUAAAAAGCUUUAUGAUCAAGACGUCAUGAAUCAACUAUGCGCAUCUCAACACAACGGUCUGAUCUGUCGACAGUUCGACUACAAUGAGGUGGCAGAUGGCAAGUGGUACAAGAUGGAUGAGACGUCGCGUGUCACUCCGUUCAUUUUGAACAACAAUUUCAAUUCGGGGACCAAGAAUAAGGAGACGAAGCAGGCACUCAAUGGAUUCUGGUUCCUGGCGACAAGGACUAAUCAGUGUGUCAUUUCGAAAGUGACCAAGUUUAUGGAAAAGUAUUCGGGGAGGUAG